GUGAACAACGAGUCAAUCAAAUUUUUGUUCUUGUAUUCAAACAUUGGACAAAAUCUUCAUAUAUUUAAUCUUUUGUGUUGCUAUCAAAUUGGCUUUGAAAUUUCGAGACCCCACAAAGCCGUGUUCUUGAGAAAACUUUUCUUCCUACAGGGAAUUCGAGAAUCAAAUUCGGCUGCACUUUCGAGGAAUUCAAUCUCCAUUUCGAUUAUCAGAAAGAAAAAGAAGAAAGUAAGAUAGAGAUUGAGGUUGAGGUUGUUGAUGGAAAAGUUCAUCUUUUUUCAGUUUCCAUCUUCUUCUUCUUCUUCUUCUUCUUCUUCUUCUUCUUCUUCUUCUUCUGCAUUUCUUCUUCAAUCUUCAGUAAUUUAUUGAUCAUACUGAGUUCUUGAAUCUUGCCCAAUAAAUCUGAUAAUCGAGCUUAGGUUUGGUUCUUUUUCUUAACUUGUGAACUUCUUGAUUUUCUUUUGUGGGUCUGGUGAUGAUGAACUUGAUUGUGUCCAUUUUUUUACUUCAAAGGCUGUAAUUAUCUGAUUUUAGCAAGAAUAUUUGGAUUGUACUUGAAUCGGAACUGGAGAAUACUGUUUGAUUUGGGUGAGCUGUAUGUAUAAUCUUUGCUUUUGCUAUGAGGAGUUGAAACAGAGUACUGGAUGAUUCUGGCCAUGGGUUUAUGAUUGUGGAGGUUUGUUUUAUGAAAUAUCAUUGGAAUUGAAUUUGGGAAGAUUUGAUUGGACGAUGGGGUUGUCUGAAAUAUGAAUAUUGCGCGAAAUUUGCCGAUUGAAUUGGGUUUCACCGAAAGUUGAAGUUUCCGUGUGAGUUGAUCAACUGUGAUUUGUUGCUAUCUUUAAGCGUAAGCUUGGGUUUUCUCAAGAAUGGCGGCCGUAUCACCGGCGCCUUUUUCAUCUCCGUCUCCGGCUUCUCCCUCCACUCCAUCUCUUUCGCCUCCUGCCGCAUCUGAUUCUCCACCCACUACUCCGUCACCGUCGCCGCCGCAACAAUCGCCUCCUUCGAAUCAGUCUGACUCCGCCACUCCUAGUUCAUCUCCUCCGCCGCCGUCUCAUCAACCAUCUGCUACUUCACCUCCACCUACAUCUGAAACUCCCCCGCCAUCAACACCUGCAUUGUCUCCUCCGCCGCCUCGGACGGUUCCGCCGGCAACUCCAUCACCAACUACGCCCAAUGCUCCACCCCCAACAACACCGGACCCUCCACCACCAGUAAGCUCCACUCCCCCAACGCCGUCUGAUCCCCCACCAAAUUCACCUCCACCUCCUGCAGCAGAGCCUCCUCAAUCCCCUCCCCCACAAUCAUCAAAACCACCUGAAAAUUCCCCUCCGCCGCCACCACCACCACCACCAUCACAAGCAAACCCGCCGGACAAUCCGUCCCCGCCGCCACAACCCACAAACCCACCUGAGAAUUCACCCCCACCGCCACCAUCAGCACCUCCAGAAACCUCACCUCCCUCCCCAGCAUCAAUACCUCCUAGAAAUUCACCGCCACCCCCACGGCUUUCUCCCCCUCCCGGUGAGCCCUCACCGGCAAGUCCUCCUCCCAAGUCAUCACUACCCCCAUCUCCACCACCUCCGCCGUCGCGUCUUUCUCCUCCAUUACCUUCUAAACCCCCCACAUUGCCGUCGGGGAAUCGUACGGGCGAUGGUUCUGCUCCUAGUGAUGGAAGUGCAAAUUCAAAUUCCAAUAGCAAUGGAGGGAUCAGUAGUGGGGGUGUGAUUGCCAUUGGUGUAGCGGCAGGAAUUAUCGUGCUUUUCAUAAUUGGAUUUGUUGUAUGGUACAUCAGAAAGCCAAGGAAAAAUGAUUCUGGGCGUGGAGGUUACAUUAUGCCAUCCUCUCUGGGUUCCUCUCCUAAAUCGGAAUCAUCCCUUAUGAAGGUCCAUUCCUCAGUUCAUCAAGACAUACAUGCCACCGGCAGUGGCAGUGGGAGUGGCAGUGGUGGAAUAUACACUCCAAAAGAGCCUGGUGGGCUGGGGAGUUCGAGGCCAUUGUUUACAUAUGAGGAACUCUUCAACGCAACCAAUGCAUUUUCUACUCAGAACCUCUUAGGAGAAGGAGGAUUUGGUUUUGUUUAUAAAGGAUAUCUUCCAGAUGGAAGAGUGGUUGCAGUGAAGGAGCUAAAGAUUGGUGGUGGCCAAGGUGAGCUGGAAUUCAAAGCUGAAGUCGAGAUUAUUGGUCGUGUACACCAUCGCCAUUUGGUUUCUCUUGUGGGCUAUUGUAUUUCAGAGCAUCAAAGGUUGCUGGUCUAUGAUUACGUCUCUAACAAUUCACUUUACUACCAUCUUCAUCUCAAAGGCAAUGGUGAGCUCGUUCUGGAAUGGGCAAAGCGCAUUAAGAUUGCAGCUGGUGCAGCCCGGGGCAUUGCUUAUCUUCAUGAAGAUUGUCAUCCUCGAAUUAUCCACCGUGAUAUCAAAUCCUCAAACAUUCUUCUUGACGAAAAUUUUGAAGCUCGAGUCUCGGACUUUGGGCUUGCCAAAUUAGCUCUCGACGAACAGACUCAUAUAACAACUCGUGUUGUGGGAACUUUUGGAUAUGUUGCUCCUGAAUAUGCAUCAAGUGGAAAGUUAACUGAGAGAUCAGAUGUAUUUUCUUUUGGAGUUGUACUUCUCGAGCUGAUUACUGGUCGAAAAGCUGUGGAUGCAUCCCAACCAAUGGGGAACGAGAGCCUUGUCGAAUGGGCUCGGCCUUUACUUAACCAUGCACUUGACAAUCAAGAUUUCGAAAACUUGGUAGACCCAAGGCUUGGAAGGAACUAUGACGAGAGUGAAAUGUUGAGGAUGAUAGGAAUAGCUGCUGCUUGCGUGCGUCACGCGUCUGCCAAGAGACCGCAGAUGGGACAGGUUGUUAGAGCUUUUGAUAGUUUAGCAACUGCAGAUUUAAGUAAUGGAAUGAGAUUUGGGGAGAGUCAAGCUUUCGACUCCGGUCAACAAUCUGCCGAAAUUAGAUUUUUCCGAAUGCUGGCAUUCGGUAACCAAGAUUACAGUUCAGAUUUUUAUAGCCAAGGUAGCUCAAAUGCCUGAUUGAAUAGGAAAUUUUGUAGAUGUAAUAGAGAGAGGAGAAAUUUCACCUUGACCAGGAAGGCUUUUUUCUAUGCUGACUGGAACUAAGGUUGAUCGCAAGAGCACCUUCAUGUAAAUGUAAGUAUAUAUGAACAAUCCCCCAAUUCAUACUCAAUAGAUUCCAUCAUUGUUUAUACAUAAA
Molecule: messenger RNA, 3207 nt
Organism: Cucumis melo (muskmelon)
Lineage: Eukaryota; Viridiplantae; Streptophyta; Magnoliopsida; Cucurbitales; Cucurbitaceae
Product: proline-rich receptor-like protein kinase PERK9
Exons: 8
Coding region: 867-3026 (719 amino acids)
Biological process (GO): protein phosphorylation
Molecular function (GO): protein kinase activity; ATP binding
Source: RefSeq, a predicted model, not a curated record